CGCACCCACAAUAUCCAUACAUGUACAUAAGGGCUUAUUGUCAAAGAUUACAUACAUGGUACCUCUUCCGUAAGUUUAUCAGUUAACAAUUGGGUUGGAGGGCUGGAUCAAGUGUAUUUAAGGGAUAACUGCAACAAAGAGGUCUUUCAUGUGUACUCUGCGAAAGCUCAAAAUCGUCAUUGGCUGUAAUGUAUGCUUCAUCAGAUCCCACCUACCAUGCGAUUGCUGGGGCAGUCAGCGGCUGCUUGACAAGAUUUAUCUGUCAACCCUUGGAUGUUGUCAAGAUAAGAUUUCAGCUACAAGUGGAGCCAAUAAAAAAAGGUACUACCAGCAAAUAUCAAUCAAUGUUACAGACAUUUAGGCUCAUUUCAAAAGAGGAAAGCAUCUAUGCACUUUGGAAAGGCCAUGUUCCAGCCCAAUUGUUAUCUAUUAUUUUUGGUACCAGCCAGUUUUAUACAUACACUAUUGUAAAUCAAUAUUUAGAAACUUAUAGUCUCCUGAAGGAAAAGGAAAAAACAGUUCAUUUUAUUAGUGGAGCUACAGCUGGCUGUUGUGCUACCAUGAUUACUUUUCCCCUGGACAUUAUAAGAACCAGACUGAUUGCGCAAUCAUCUCAGAAUAUAGCCUACAUGGGAACUCUACAUUCAUGCAAGACAAUAUAUAAAACUGAAUCUUUCAAGGGUUUCUUUCGAGGCUUGUUACCUUCAUUACUUCAAAUUGCACCUCAUGUUGGUCUGCAAUUCGAAACGUAUGAAAUUAUAAAAGACUUCAAGUUUUUGCCACACAACGAGGAUGUUCAUCAUCACAAGCAGGUGGGAAUUGUAAACAGCCUGGUAGCUGGUUGCAUAGCUGGCCUGGUGGCCAAAACUAUUGUCUACCCUCUUGACUUGGCUAGAAAACGACUGCAGAUACAAGGAUUUGAGCACGGAAGAAAAGGUUUUGGUGGAUUCUUUUACUGCACUGGUCUGAAGAAUUGUCUUUCCCUGACAAUACAAAAAGAAGGAAUAUCUGGCUUAUUCAAAGGCUUAGGACCUAGUCAGUUUAAAGCGGCUUUAACCACUGCAUUUCAUUUUACUUUUUAUGAACAAGCUUUAAACGUAAUUCAAAAUGUUGCUGGCACAAAAUAAAUCAUCAAUGCUUGUGUCAAUUAAGUUGAUAAGUAAUAACUAUGUUAAGCCUGUAAAAAUAUUAUAAUCAUACUAGCUGAUGGCGACUUUGUUCAUAAAAAAUCAAGUAUUUUUAUACAUUUUUUCCUGAAUACCCCUCUGAUUAUUUCAAUACGUUCUCAUGUAUUUGCAAAGCAUACAGACCAUUUACAUCUGUAUUGGAGA
Molecule: messenger RNA, 1331 nt
Organism: Copidosoma floridanum
Lineage: Eukaryota; Metazoa; Arthropoda; Insecta; Hymenoptera; Encyrtidae
Product: mitochondrial thiamine pyrophosphate carrier
Biological process (GO): transmembrane transport
Source: RefSeq, a predicted model, not a curated record